Molecule: messenger RNA, 386 nt
Organism: Prorocentrum cordatum
Lineage: Eukaryota; Dinophyceae; Prorocentrales; Prorocentraceae
Source: the annotation of a GenBank genome assembly
GAGGAUUGGCGCUCGCGCGGAGGACGUGCGGCUGGUCAGCGUGAGGCUGGACAGGAGGGGCGGGGAGAAGCUCGGCCUGAGCAUGCACUCGCUGGUGGUGCAGGAGGUGAAGCCGGACGGCCUGGGCGUCGGCCUGUUCUCAAAGGGCGACCGCAUCGAGGAGGUCAACGGUCGCAAGGUGCGCUCCCAGUCCGAGUUCACGGAGGUGCUGAGUGAGACACGGGGGCCCGUGCUCAUCAAGGUGCUGCCCCAGCCGGUGCUGACGGUCGACCCGAUGCCGCCAUCCUGCAGGACGGGCCCGGUGCCGCUGGGGCGCCCCCCGGCGGGGCAGCGGGGGCCCCCGCCCCCGCCGCCUGCGCGGAGGCCGGAGGGCCUGGGGCAGCCGA